This is a messenger RNA of Paramecium tetraurelia, 1111 nucleotides long. RefSeq lists its product as uncharacterized. Lineage: Eukaryota; Ciliophora; Oligohymenophorea; Peniculida; Parameciidae. The transcript is spliced from 2 exons. The record is from RefSeq and is a predicted model, not a curated record.
AUGAAUUAAAAGGAGCGUGUUUUUGUAGAUAGAAACAAUGAAUACGCUGAGAAUGAAUACUUUGUCGGCUAGAAAGAAUCGAGAUUUCACUCCAAUGAUUAAUAAAUAAAUUUUUAAGUAGAAUCGUAAUUAAGCACUCUUAGUUUUAUUUUUGAUUGGAUUACAAAUGUAAGACUGCAAAACUUAUAAUUUAAGGAUCAAUUACAAGAGCUAAGAUCUCAAGUACUUCACGAGAUGAAGCAAUUAGACCAGAGUGUUAAAACUAAAUAUGUUACUACAGCAUUAACAUACAUUUUGAUCAAGAAUACCGGUGGGAUAAAUGAGACAGAAUGCAUACAGCAAUUGCUAAAUAAGUUCAAUGUCAAAUCAAGAAAAUUAUUGAAGUAUUUAAGGAUGAUCAAAGAUGAUGGUCAAAGAGAUAUGAAUAAGUUAUUAUAGCAGAUUUAGUAUUAUCAGGAGAAGGUGAGGAAGUAUUUUUAUGGAUAAGGACAAUCGUUAUUGUUAAAAUUGAAGAAACCAAAAUAAACUUAUACUUAGCUGAUAGAAGAAAUUCUUGAAACUAAUAAACAAGUGAUGAUUAGAAUAUUCUCUUUGCAAUUAGUGAAAUAAUUUUGUGUAAGCAAACGACCAAGUCGAUUGGUAAUCAACCUGGGUUACUUUGCAUUCUAAAUAUAAUCAAUAUAUAUUUUGCCUGGAGAAUAUGCUAGAAUUUUUCGGAUAUCAAUAAACUCAUUACGACAUUUCUCAAAGGGAUUAAUUAAUCUUUUGUAUCAGUUUGUUUUAAGGAUAACUGGUCAAGGAAUGGAAAUAUAAUUAAAGUCAUGUGAGAGAAGUCCUCAAAUUUCACAAACCAUUAUGAACGAAGGUGAAUUCAAAAAGUCACCCGAGGAUACAAGCGUCUCAGAACCUAACAUAGAAAUUGAAGGAUAUAAAUUGCUUAUUAUUAGAAAACUACUUAAUGAAUUUACCACAUAUUAGUUUUUAUUUAUUGAUACUGAAGAAGAGGAUGAAUUAUUUAAUGAAUGCUAAGAAAUUUUGAACUUUUCAACCAAUCAAAAAGAGUGAUUUUAUUUUUUUUGUAUAUGAAGAUAGCUCCUAUAUAUUGAGAUAA